Messenger RNA from Corythoichthys intestinalis (scribbled pipefish), 1490 nucleotides. It is a transcript of the gene fitm1l, whose product is annotated as fat storage inducing transmembrane protein 1, like. Gene Ontology annotation, molecular function: coenzyme A diphosphatase activity. Gene Ontology annotation, cellular component: endoplasmic reticulum membrane. Gene Ontology annotation, biological process: phospholipid biosynthetic process; lipid storage; lipid droplet organization. The transcript is spliced from 2 exons. Bases 321 to 1130 code for a protein of 269 amino acids. Lineage: Eukaryota; Metazoa; Chordata; Actinopteri; Syngnathiformes; Syngnathidae. The record is from RefSeq and is a predicted model, not a curated record.
AGUUGGCAAAGCGGUUGGCGGGUUGGAGUCAUUCUGCAUGGAGGCAGCUAACUGAAUCACGAGAGCUUUGAAUCUCUGCAGGAUUUGGAUUUGUUCUGUAUGAAUGUAGCAAGGAAUCAUAGUUCUGUAUUUGGUCAAAUAGGAUUGUUUGCGUCUUCAUUACUCCAUCUACUGCAAAUAUUUUAUGUUUUUGUAUCAAGGGAAUUUUAGCCUGGAUUCCACGUAAGUGAAAGCAUUCUGAUUGGACUCAGAAGGACUAUAAUCAAGAAGGCAACAGACAGUUUCCUGUGUCCUGGUCAGUGGUCGAAUUGAAAGUAGAGAUGAUCCUCAACACAGUGCUAGUGGUCUUGACGGACCUGGCCGCCCACCUGCUUGGAAACAGUUCAUUCCGUCGGCACUUCCAUCUUGUGUUGUCUGCCACUUUGUUGUUCGGGCCAGUGCUGAGUCUCUGGGUGUCCCAGCACAGUGUCUUUGCCAAAAGAAGCCACUUCCUGUACAGGAUGUUUUUGCGAUCAGGUUGGGGGUGGACGUGUAUCUUUGUUGGCUCCUUUGUUUUCCUCCUGUCCUUCUCCACCCGUCGUUCUUUCUCACUGUCCUUCCGUCAUCUCUCUCGGCUUGGAGUCGCUGGUGGACUUUGGUUCGCCUUCUGCAAACUUCUUGACAUUCUCGAGAACGCUACAGGAAGUUGCUAUGAGCCUUUACCGGGCAGCCCAGAGAUCAACAACAGUCAGCCUCUGUUGGUGUUGCGAGAAGGUGAGAGCAAGGCAGAAUGCCUCAAAGCUGGGAUGCUUUGGAGAGGAUACGAAGUUUCAGAGGAUGUCUUCCUCCUGUGUUUCUGCUGCCUGUUGCUUGCUGAGGAAACAGCUGUGUUUGGGCCAUAUUUGAGCCUCGGUGGAUUUUCUGAGGCCCCACUGAGGAUUCUCUUCCUCUUCUGUGUUCUCCUGCUCAGCCUCUGGCUCUUCCUGCUCCUCUGUCUCCUCGCCUACUUUCCUCAGUUCCCCACCCAGCUGCUAGGAGGCGCUUUAGGUUGUUUGAGUUGGAGGGGAUUAUAUCAAGGAUGGUACUGUCAAGGUCCCAGCUGGUACUGCCCAGGAAGGCCUGGACUUGGAAUCCUUAAAAAUCAAGACUGAUGUGGAGCACAGAGAAGUUUGAGUAAAAGCACAUAACCCCGAGUUCCUUUUGGUGCUGCUUUAGAAGUAUGUAUGAAGUUCCUAUCAGACAGUUGAUAGUCCAUUAAUCAUUGUGGGUGGAUGAGGACAUUAGGGGCUUUGGUAGUAGAAAAAGUCCACACAAGUAAGCUGCACUGCUGCAACAAAUAAUCAAGAUUGUCACAUUAGUGUAAUAUAGGAUGUAAAAAUUUGAUUAUUUUACAUUCUGCAACAAGAAGCCUGCAUACCAUCAGAGCAAUAUGGAGUAUUAAAAAAAGCUGGAGUAUUUCUGUCCUACUACUACUAGAGUGCAAUUGAAAAGCUCCUCGUUUAUAGUACAUA